Molecule: messenger RNA, 1035 nt
Organism: Kluyveromyces marxianus DMKU3-1042
Lineage: Eukaryota; Fungi; Ascomycota; Saccharomycetes; Saccharomycetales; Saccharomycetaceae
Gene: PDR16
Product: phosphatidylinositol transporter
Exons: 1
Coding region: 1-1035 (344 amino acids)
Molecular function (GO): phosphatidylinositol transfer activity
Source: RefSeq, a predicted model, not a curated record
AUGUUUAAAAGGAAGCAAAAGAAUGUGGAAACAGAUUCCACCAAAUGGAUAAAGAUUGAAGUGCCAAUUGAGAAUCCUCAAUCGGAUUUGACGCCGCCAACUCCAAGAUUGCUAGAAGGAGAAGAAUUGGUAAAAUACAAAGCGGUAUUGAAACACUUUUCCAACCCAGAUUUGCUGAUCCCUACCAAAGAAAAAAAAAAUGCGAGUGAUAACGAAAUGAAACCAUUGACCGAUUUUGAGAAGGCGUGGCUAAGCAGAGAGUGUAUAAUGCGAUACCUUAGAGCAACCAAAUGGGAUACGCAGGAUUGUAUCGAUAGAAUCUCGUUAUCCAUUGCAUGGAGAAGAGAAUUCGGAAUCUCCAACUUUGGUGAAGAAAAUGGUGACACUUUAACUUCAGAUCUUGUAAGUCCUGAAGCUGUUACUGGUAAAGAGGUAAUUUUAGGGUUUGAUAAUGACUGCAGACCAAUUUUGUACUUGAAGCCAGGGAGACAAAAUACACCUACGUCGCAUAGACAAGUUCAGCACUUGGUUUUCAUGCUAGAACGCGUCAUAGACUUCAUGCAACCAAGUCAAGAUUCAUUGGCCUUAUUGAUUGAUUUUAAGGAGUACCCAGAUGUUCCAAAAGUACAAGGAAAUUCAAAAAUUCCUCCAUUGGGUGUUGGUAAACAGGUACUACACAUUUUACAAACACACUAUCCGGAAAGACUAGGAAAAGCCUUGUUAACUAAUAUACCUUGGCUGGCCUGGACAUUUUUGAAACUAAUUCAUCCAUUUAUUGACCCAUUAACCCGUGAGAAAUUGGUAUUUGAUGAACCAUUUUCUAAAUACGUGCCUCAAAAUCAACUUGAAACUUUGUAUGGUGGAAACUUAGAUUUUAAAUAUAAUCACGAAGCUUAUUGGCCUGUGUUGAAAGAAAUAACAGCCAGAAAGAGAAGAAAUUAUUUGGAAAGAUUUGAGAAAUUCGGUAAGAAGAUUGGAUUGAGUGAAUAUGAUUUGAGGGGGGACCAUGAUGAACUAAAAUUUCCGGUUGAUUGA